Molecule: messenger RNA, 1782 nt
Organism: Lasiodiplodia theobromae
Lineage: Eukaryota; Fungi; Ascomycota; Dothideomycetes; Botryosphaeriales; Botryosphaeriaceae
Exons: 2
Coding region: 1-1782 (593 amino acids)
Biological process (GO): peroxisome inheritance
Cellular component (GO): extrinsic component of intraperoxisomal membrane
Source: RefSeq, a predicted model, not a curated record
AUGUCCUCCCCGCCUGCUCCCUCGACCACAACUCCGGCGCAACCAACCGCUAAGCACGGCGUGCGCCGCUCUUUCACCCUGCCCACGCGCCUCGCCGGCUCGAGUCCCGCGGCGCAAUCGCCCGGCUCUGCCGACGGCGUCGAGAUACUGUUCAAUCACAGCUUCGCCAAAAUCUUGCUGUUCACGACCGCCUCGUCGUUAUCUCGGCCGUCGUCUAGCGCUAGCAAUCGCACGGUGCUAGGGGACAAUGGCCACGCCGACACGAUCCCCUGGAUCUCGCCAACGGAGAGCACCGUCGCUGCUGGCCCCAUAAGAAUCUACCGCGUCCCCGGAUCCGUCGCAUUCCUACACUCGGGCUCGUUGCUGCACGCCAUCUUGCCCAAGUCGCAGUGUUGGUGCGUCGAUGGCGUGUCCAAGUUUGCCAUGCGCAUACCCCGCCCCAAUUCGUACUACCGCAUCGAGCUUCCCGGCGAGGGGGCGGAGAACCUGGCCAAGGUGGAGGAAUUCAAGGCCGUGAUGGAGAAGGUCCUUUUGUACGAAAAGACCGUCUGUCCGUUUACGCGCGGCUUUCACGUCGAGAUACCCGAGGUGCCGGCCACGCCGCCGCGUAAAAAGAGACCCGUGACACCCGGCAGGGCCAAGAAGUGGAAGCUGGACGGCAUCUGGAAGCCCGAGGACGGACAGAGGCCGGUGAGCCAGGGAACCGAGAGAUCUUUUACCUCGGAAACGAGCACCAUUUCUGCAUCAUCCGGCCCCUACAGACGCAGUAGCGUCUUUUCGACGUCGUCGAUUUCCAGCUCCAUCGUUGAGGACGAGACUCCUUCCGAGGACGGCUCCUCGGAGAGCUCUGCCCAACGGCGGCCGCCCCUCAAAGCCAACACGAGGCCCGCCGAGGGCUCGAGGUCGGUGACGGCGCCGGUAGGGCUGAGGCUGAGGUCUGCGUCAAGUUCGAUGCUCAGGUCGACGUCGAGUUCUUCGCUUGGCGUCUCGGCUGAAGAGUCGUCAGACGUCCAUUCUGAUGCCGCAAGCAUCUCGUCGGCCGCAGACUCGACUGCGGACUCAUUUUACUCGCUGAACAACGAAUCGCAUCUGCGACAGCAGCACUCUCGGCAGGCAUCCAUGUAUUUUGACGCCGCAUCGAUGGGUCGAGAAUCGCCACCUUCGCAGUCGGUAGACGGCGCGUCAGAAUAUAAUACGGAUUCCAGCCCUGGCAGGCGCCAUAAGCGUGAGAUCUCCGAGCUGACCAUCACCGGUCGGACGCACCUGAGUGAAGAUGAGCGGUCACCGUUCACGCCAUCGCCUCGUGCCGACGAACGGCCAACUUCGGCGCCGCCGACGCCAACACUGACCAGCGAUUCGGAUUCGGCCGUCGAUCUGAGCUAUCCAGAUAUCGACCCCCCGCCGGAGAACAUCAGGCUGCGGCGCCUGACGAGCACGUCGCAUCUGCGAGCCUUCUCACCGAUGCCCCAUCCGGCCAAUCUGUUCACUCCGCCGGCGCAGGCGCAUCCCAAGAAGGAGUACAGAACGGCCAUCAUGCAGAAGACGAUGGGCAUGUUGAUCGGGCCGCCUGCGCAUCUGGUCGCGCUCAUGCUCCGCAUCGCGGCACGCAUCGCGACCGGGGUGUUCACGCCGGAUUCGUGGAGGCUGCGGCGGGGGAAGAAGAUUCCGGGAGCAUGGCAGUGGAGCGAAGACGAGGCGGACGAAUGGGAUGACGAGGACGAUUACGGCAUCCCUCUCGGGAACUACAGGAGGAGAGAGACGGACGCGUCGGAUGUUGACUGA